This is a messenger RNA of Thamnophis sirtalis, 708 nucleotides long. The record is from RefSeq and is a predicted model, not a curated record. NCBI's taxonomy places the organism in Eukaryota, Metazoa, Chordata, Lepidosauria, Squamata, Natricidae.
AUGUUUCAAGCAAUUCAAGUAGAACCAAAAGUUAUUAGCAAAUUUGACACCAAGGACCAAGACAAACUUGAUAUUGUCAGGGCAGAAAUGUCAAGAUUGAAUGCUGAUGUUCUGAGAAUCAGUGAACUGAAAUGGACUGGUAUGGAUCACUUCACAUCAGAGGAAAGCUUUUUGCGAAAAGCUAAAGGUUCAAAAAUCACAGAGAUGGUGACUAUAGCCAUAAAAUACAGACAGCCACUUGGGAAGAUUAUGACAGAUCUGGUGCAGAGACAUCACACUGAUAACAAAGGGAAUACUUACUCCGGCCAAUUCCUCUUCGGUGAACUUCACGGGCACGGCGUUUUUCAUUAUGGCAACGGUGGCAAAUAUGAAGGAGAAUUCUCCUACGGCAUGCGAGAAGGCCAUGGGUCACUGACGGAAAAGGAUGGAGAGACCUACCAAGGAAGCUUUCAUAACAACAAAAAACACGGAGGAGGAAAAAUGACGUUCCCAAAUGGAGAUACAUUUGUAGGGGACUGGAUUCUGGAUCAAAGGCAAGGCCAUGGAGUACUUCAAUGCUCGGAUGGAACCGUGUUUGAGGGACAAUGGAGAAACGAUAUGUUCAAUGGACAAGGCUGCAUGAUCCAUUGUUCGGGCGUCAUCUACGACGGCCUCUGGCAUAACGGCUCUCCUCUCGGCAUAGGACGAGAUCUUCACAUAGUGUCCUGA